CCGUGGGGAUCGAAAUCUUUAAUUACAAAUUUAAAUUAGGUAAAUACAGGGGGCGGUCGGAGCCUGACGUAUCAGGUAUUUGCAAUUGGUCUUCAAGAGCAUGAGUGCCAAAACCGUCGUUGUCCUCGGCCUUGGGAGGGCUUCCGGGUGGGGUCAGGAGGGCGGUGUUGCGUGUUUUUUCCAUUAUUCAAAGGUCUCACUCUUCACUCUUCAUUCCUUACCGCCUUCGAAUUAAUCAUCUAGCAUUCCAAUUCCGCGCUACCAAAAGCUAAUAAUUCCAGAUUCACUCCAAAUCCUGAACUCACUCGAACACUAGUAGUAGAACAAAACUAUGGACAACUCAAGAAAGUCGAACAUCAGCUCCGACAAAGAAGAUUUACAUGUGGUGGAUUCCUCCAAUCGUGAUAGCGAAGAGUUUAAGCCACCCUCGCUGCCGACAAGGUCUCCGGAUUACUCACCCGAGGGAUCAUCAAUUUCCUCGGAUCACACAUCUCUUACUCAUGGGUCAUCCCCAAUUCCAACCCCGAGAGAGGAGCAAACCUCCCCGCCGCACAGCGCACCUGGAAAAUUGCCUCCUAAGCCUCGGCUGCCGGCGCCGGCUAUCAAUCGCUACGUCGUAGGCGAGCCCUUCUCAGUGUCCAAGAUGGCAGAUUCAGGUGGGCAAGGAGGAAGGGUGGAGGACGGUCAUGAGCAGGUUAAAGCAAGUAGCGGACGCAGGUUUCGACCGUCUCUUUGGAUUCCGAGGAGGGCAAAGACAGAGCAAUUGAUGAAGAAGGCUGCUUUGGGGUUUAGGGCUUUUGGGUUUUUGUUCUCAUUGGUUUCCUUUUCCGUCAUGGCUGCUGAUAGGCAUCGAGGUUGGGCACUUGAUUCAUUCGAUCGUUACAAGGAAUUCAGGUACUGUAUGACAGUGAAUGUGAUCGCAUUUCUGUACUCCGGAGCACAGGCCGUGGAUCUGGGCUACCAGUUAUGCGCUUCCAAGUCAAGGCUUCUGCACCGUUUUCGACACCCUAUUGAUUUUGCUCUUGACCAGGCACUGGUUAUUUUGCCAAGGUAAAUUGGGGGCAUUUGAAGGAAUGUUAAUCAGGGACCACACGGUAGUGGUGAUGGUGUUCUCUUCAUUUAAUGUCCAAAUUAUGGUAAUGGUAAUCGAUUGAGUAGAAGAAAAGGGGACACCUUGGAUUGGGUCAUUCGUGUGGUUUUGAGGUGGGUGGAAGAAAUAAUUGUUGCCGUGUUGCAACGUUCAAGGGUCUUUCGUAGGCCUUAGUCCGACCUUAAAUGGAGUUGUAGUACUAGUAACCUUGUAUUUUUCCUAUCGCUUUUAUGUGGGUCAUAAUACACUUGGCUGAUAUUCCCCCACAGCAUUAACAGUGGCUGGAAUUGGAAGUUGCUACUUUUUGCCGAGGGUCCAUGCUUCUAGUUCUAAAACUAUCGCUUUUGCUGGUAGAUUCUCUGCUUCGUGAAAUUAUCUAACACGGGAUACUGCAUUUUUAAAUUCUAAAAUGAUGGAAACUAGUGACAGGACUAGUUUUAUAAGCUUUCAAAAGAGAGAGAUCAGCAAUAAGCAGAAGGCAAAAGAAGAAGGAAGAACCUGAUCUUUUUCUUGCAAUGUUUCAAGGGUCCAAUGAUGCUUUAGUAUUUGCACCUUUUCCAUGUUUCCGUUGCAUGAUAUAAGUAACCUACUUGCUUUCUGCACUUCCUCAUCAUGGUGCUCUAAUAAUAUUCUCUUGGUUGUCAACACCGUUUGAUUUAGGCUGGUUUAGAAUGGCGGACUUUAAACAAUUAAAACUUGGGGCAAAUUUUCACCUGCAUCGGGCAGAUUGUUUCUAGGAUCUUGUAUACAGGAGGACAAAAGAGGCUGCUCUGUAAAGAGUACUUAUACAAACUUUUCAAGUUUUAUUUAUUCAGCCUUCUGUUAUUUACCAGACUCCAAGACAAUUACAUCAGUCUGAUCUGCAGGACCUGCCUUCAAUUCGGAAGCUUCUAAUCAAAGCUUAAUCUAGAUAGAAUAAUGAUAUGUUUUACUAGGCGUUUCUUUCUUUUCCAUUUUGUUGGAUUAAAUGAAACAAGCUGAUCUUCCAUCUUAUUAUGGGCCAAAACUUAGUGGCAAUAGAAAUGGUUUGAAAUUUUCAGAUGAUAUCGUAUCUUCUAAUAUCAGCAUCAUCUUCUGCUGCUACUCGAGUUGAGGACUGGGAAUCAAAUUGGGGCAAGGACAAAUUCCCAGAUAUGGCGAGCACGGCUGUGUCAAUGUCCUUCCUUGCAUUUGCGGCCCUAGCUUCCACUGCUCUCAUAUCUGGCUAUGGCCUUUGCACGUCCAGACAGAUGUAGUAUUUAGUUUGUCUGGAUAUAUGUGAUUUCUGAAUUGUGUAUAUCUAGGUGGAUUUUUCUUCCUUACAAAUGGUUUUUUUUUUUUUUUUUAAUAACGAAUAGGACAACUUUAACACAACUGAUAAUACAGUGCUUUUUCGAAGAUGUAUGCCAAAUUUUUUUUUUU
This is a messenger RNA of Coffea arabica (coffee), 2491 nucleotides long. RefSeq names its product CASP-like protein 4A1. Lineage: Eukaryota; Viridiplantae; Streptophyta; Magnoliopsida; Gentianales; Rubiaceae. The record is from RefSeq and is a predicted model, not a curated record.